UGCAUUGCGGCCUGUCAGCGUGCUGUCAGCUCCAGCUGUCGUCUGUUACACAAAUUAGAAGGAUUUGUUAUUUCGUGGGAUCUUCGUAUUAGGGUUGAAUUUAAGUUCUUUCGGCAGAAUUCUCUUAUUUUUUCCUGAAUAUUUAAAUAAUAAUGAGGUUUUUAAUUAGACGUCUCGCUACAGGAGUUAAUUCUUCAAUUUUCAGAGUUAAUACAGCACGACAUGCCUCUAACGAUGCUCAGAAAAAGGAACCUACUGCAGACAACACUUCAGAGAUGAAAGUUGAGGAAGUCAGAAAAAAUAUAAUGGUAGAAAAAUAUGGAGGCAUUACAACCAUAAACAUAGACCGUCAGACUAGCCGUAACAGCCUCGACGAGUCAACACUCAGGGAAAUAGAAGCAGCAAUUAAUGCUUUUGACAAAGAUGACCAGUCCAAAGUGUUAGUGUUUAAUGGUGAGGGUGGCUCGUUCUGCUCUGGGUUUGACUUGGAUGAGCUGGGAGAUAAGGGAUAUUAUCCACUUCGGGAUGCUUCAUUGCGCAUGCGCCGCCACCCCCUCUGUGACAAAACGACAAUCGCAGCUGUCUCGGGCUUCGCAGUUGCGGAAGGCUUCGAGCUGGCGCUGUCGUGCGAUCUUCGCGUCGUUGAAGAGACCGCUGUGUUAGGAUGUCUCGGACGGAGAUUUGGUGUUCCCCAGAGUAUGCUCGGUGCUCGUAUGUUAACAUCACUAAUGGGGCUGUCGCAGGCGUUGGACCUGAUCAUCACAGGCAGGCUCAUCUCAGGCAAGGAGGCGCACAGGAUGGGACUUGCGUGCAAGCUCACUGCCACUGGCACUGCUCUAGGCGAAGCAAUAAAACUGGCAAAAUCCCUAGCAAAGUUCCCUCAGAACGCAUUAAUGAUGGAUAAGAUAGAAGCCGUCAGCUCGCAGCUCAACCCUAACAGUGAAGAAAGUAUGAGGGACGAGGCUGUAAUGCAGAGUUUGCUGGGUGGAGCCAUUGAGGAUAUGAAGGAGGGUGUCAAGAAAUUUCAGGCUGGUAUCGGUCGACAUGGAAAGUUCUACAAACUGACAGAGGUACCUCUUAAAGAUUGGGAACUCGAAGAGAGCCUAGAAGAAAUCCAGGUUACCAUAGACAAAACCAAUGAAAAUCCAAAAGAUGAUAAAAAAUAAAUAUUUAAGUUGUCUUGUAUUUGUUUUAAGUUGUAAAUAUUAAA
Hyposmocoma kahamanoa is the source of this 1210-nucleotide messenger RNA. Its product is annotated as probable enoyl-CoA hydratase. Lineage: Eukaryota; Metazoa; Arthropoda; Insecta; Lepidoptera; Cosmopterigidae. The record is from RefSeq and is a predicted model, not a curated record. The coding region runs from base 153 to 1166 and encodes 337 amino acids. The transcript has 6 exons.